AUGGCAGGACCAGCGCGCAUCCAGCGCAUGUCCUUCUUCUACGCCAUCGGCAACACUCCGGCCGUAUGCCUGACGCAGUCUCUGCCUCCUGAUCAGGAUGCCGCUUUGCUGCUUCUCGGAUGCGGAGACGUCCGCAACGUUCUCUUCACCGCGUACGCUGGACCAGGUUUUGAUGGCCGCAAGCUCGACAUCACCUGCUGUGACAUUGAGGCCGAAAUUAUAGCCCGCAACAUAACCCUUUACACCUUGCUUAUCGAUGACGAAAAAGGCGAGAACACAAAUCUGAUCUGGUGCAUCUACUACAAUAUCAUGCUCGACGACGAUUCACUCAAGCUACUCCGAAAACAAGCGAAGAAGUUGAAAGACACCGCAAGCACACUUUCAGAAUGGCACAAUGGUAAGUAUGGGCGACAGCUCCGGUUUUGCGACACCACCACGUUUACAAAAGUGACUCGCUUGUGGGAAUUCUACUCUAUCGAUCCUUCCCAGGGACGUGCGUUCUCGGAGCAGCAGCAAAAGCUCAGACAUGGAAUCCAAGAAGCACGGAAGACGAAAGAUCACUAUGUAGGCCAGAAGGAAAACCUCAAUGGAAUCCGGUCUGCGGCCCCAUAUUCUCUGUCUGCGUUAGAGGAUAUGCCCCAACUGUACGAGUUCUACUGGAAGGAAGGGAUAACCGCACUGGAUGACAGUCAAGCCAGACAUAUGAAUCCCAUGUUUGGAUCUCUCCGUGACAAUCUGAUUUUGCAUUAUGGUGCAGACACUCUCCACGCUUUUCACUUUGCUACCGUUUAUGCCCCCAUAUCCGACCAUUCACCCUUGAAGCCUGAAGGGACGAAGGGUUUGAAUAAAUUUUUCGAGGCGAUGGGCUCGAACCAGACUGCUUCACGUACUUUCGAUGUAAUUGUCACAUCAAAUUUGGUCGAUCACCUUGGUUGUCUAAACUUGCUGGCGGCAACUCGUCCUCUCUUGACUCCAAAGUCUACCUCUGUGAUUUGUACAGAAAUGCAGGUCUUGCGCGAAGAAAGCGUCGAGAAGAACGCAUCAGACCUAUUAUGCGGGGACCUCCCUACUGUUGCACUCCUGUUUGGACUGACCCCCAUCCAGUACUGGACUCACGCAUCAGCUACGCCAAUCUUUGACGAGGGGUUCAUGGAGACGCUGCAGGACAGCAAUCGUACCAGUGUCUCAGUUCAGUCCCGCUACAUUGUGGUAUGGAAAAACACAGACGCUGAGCCAGCGUGUGCUGACAAAGACUUAUUCUGCCCUGGAAAACCUGUUAUCACUUUUGAUGCGAAAGAGUUAGCCAAUCCUGUUUUCCGUAUGUGUCUGAGAAUGUUCCUAGAGGAAAGCUGGGAUCAUCGUAUGCAACAAGGUCCUAGCGAUAUCAUGCGGAAGCAAUAUGAGCACUACACGCGAGCAAGUCUCUGUGCUAUUCUCUGCUUGAUUAGAAAUGCCAAGCGAGUCGAGUGGGAGAGUUUCAUCAACCAACUCUGUGAUCGUGUGAUGAACAGCACUUGGUUUUGGGCACGUUAUACAGACAGAUUUUCCGUACAGGUCCAAGGAGAUGACAAGGGAUGGGAAGGCACUUCACCUCUUGUUGUUUCAGUCCUAGUUCCUACCUGGCAAGUGCUUAUGCAUCCUGAACUCUCGACGGAAGUAGAUUUCGCGCUGAAGAGCACUCCUGCCAACAUAAUUCCACUCAUGAAGGAGCUUGGAUUGUCCCUGUCCAUCCACCAGUCCACCUUAUCCAGUGAAGACGUCUUCAUCACCAAACAUCGCCCCAACAUGUCGGGUCAUCUAUCGAUCUGCGCACCAGGAAUUCACGAAGGAUAUUCGACUGGCGAGAGCUUGCGCGAGCUGUCGAUAUCAGAGCCGGAGACCGCGACCAAGACCAGCUUUCGUGUAUCACUGGAUCCGGAAGAAUCGAAGAUCGCUCAUCUGACAACUCAUCUUGAUAUCCUCCCGUCAAAGUGUCAAGACCUGCUACGCAGCGGAGCGGCCGUUUCUGUCCAACAACUGUCACCAUUCAGAAUUGCCAUAAAUCUUGGCUCGGGAAGCUUUCGACAGCAGAUAUCUCUCCCUAUACCUCUCCAGAUGACCGGUGGCAAGACAAGAAUCGCGCGUAAGUCUUCCUAUAUAGAAUACAUCGCGCCGGCCGCCUCAAAGAAUUCGCUGUCUUCGGGAAUCAAAUGCCAGAAUUCCCGCAUAAACUUCAAGGACUCCCUCUUUAGCCUGUUUAUGCACUUUACCGGACUGCAAGGGACACAAAAACACGCUGUUUUCGGCAUUGACAAUCGUUCUAAUGGAGAUGUCCACAUAUUGAUAUUUGCGUCGAAGUUGCGCUUGGAUAUAUCUAAUCAGAGUUUUGUUCUCGAUGCGGCAGUCGUCCCACUAAGCGUGGAUAUCGUCCCCAUGAUGAUUACCUUUAUUAUGGCUGCUCACAAAAGUGGUCGCGUGUCUAUCAUUGUUGAUGACAAUGAGCUGCUUCUUUGGAAGCACGUUCUACCUGCCUUUGUAGAGCGCUGCCGGGACUGGGAACACACACCGUCGUGCGAAUAUAAGGCCGAAAACCAGAUACCAGUGUCAGUUGAAUUUGGCAAACCGAUCCUAUGUUCGUGCGGCAAGGGGAAAUUCGGCAAUGACUACAAGGUCGACAAGCCAAUUCUCUGGAAGGACAUUUCUAAGUACGCAGUCCGCGCUGCCAUCUCACCCUGCUUCCCAGUCCCGUUUGUUGGCAUCCCCCGCCCUGUUUCUGACACCCCCGAGGAUAUUGAAAGAGCUUUCUGGAUGUUCUUCCUCAAAGGAUGGGAAGCUGCUUUGUCUGUGGAAGCAAGGAGGCAAAAGGUGGAGGCAAGGUCAUGA
Molecule: messenger RNA, 2862 nt
Organism: Rasamsonia emersonii CBS 393.64
Lineage: Eukaryota; Fungi; Ascomycota; Eurotiomycetes; Eurotiales; Trichocomaceae
Exons: 6
Coding region: 1-2862 (953 amino acids)
Source: RefSeq, a predicted model, not a curated record